AUGGACCUAAUUCAAGCUGUAAAAUUAUAUAUAAUAAAGAUGACUGAAGACUGUGGUCCUGGAAUGAAAGUACUACUUAUGGACAAAACCACUACAAGUAUUGUUAGCGCAGUUUUUAGUCAGUCAGAAAUUCUUCAGAGAGAAGUAUAUUUAUUCGAACAACUAACAUCAACUAGUAGUUCAGACAGCAUGUAUCAUAUGAAAUGUAUUACAUUCUUACGGCCAACUAGAGAAAAUAUAUCUUUGUUAUGCAAAGAGUUACGUAAUCCUAGAUACGGUUAUUACUAUAUAUAUUUCAGUAAUAUAAUUUCAAAAACUGACAUCAAGACAAUUGCUGAAAGUGAUAUCCAAGAAGUUGUACGGGAAGUGCAAGAAUAUUAUGCCGACUACUUAGCAAUAGCACCUCAUCUUUUUUCGCUCAACAUUCCCUCUUGUGGACAAUGUUUGUCCUGGGAUCCACUUCAGCUUACACGAUGUACUCAAGGAAUUAUUUCUGUUUUAUUAUCAUUAAAAAAAAAUCCAUUGAUACGGUUCCAAGCUUCUUCGAAAAUGAGUAAACAACUUGCUGAAAAAGUCAAAGUAAUAUUUUCAAAAGAAGAAAAUCUUUUCAAUUUGAAACAAGGUGACAUACAACCACAAUUACUAAUUCUGGAUAGAAGGGAGGAUCCAGUUACUCCACUAUUGAUGCCGUGGUCUUACCAAGCUAUGGUUCAUGAGUUGCUUACUAUAAAUAAUAAUCAAGUGGAUUUAAGUCAUAUUGAAGACAUAAAACCAGAUCUUCAUAAAGUAUUAUUGUGUGCUGAACAAGAUGAUUUAUACAAACAAAAUAUAUAUAAAAAUUUUGGUGAGAUUGGUGAGAUAAUGAAAUCUUUAAUUGAUGAUUUUAAGUCCAAAGCAAAAAAUCACCAAAAACUUGAUACCAUAUCAGAUAUGAAAGCUUUUGUUGAGAAUUAUCCGCAAUUCAAAAAAAUGUCUGGUACAGUUGCUAAACAUGUAAUAAUUAUGGAACAACUAUCGAAUUAUGUUACAAAAAAAAAUCUCUUGGAAGUAUCCGAAUUGCAGCAACAAAUUGCUUGUGAUAUUCAAUCUUCUCAACAUACUCAGAAAAUUAGAGAACUUAUUGAAAAAAAUAUACCAGACGAGGAGGCGAGUAAACUUGUUAUGUUGUACGCUUUAAAAUCGUUCAGCAAGGAUAGUAAUAGAGAAUUAACUAGUUUAAUACAAAUAUUAAAAUCAAAAAAAGUUGCCGAUCAUUGGAUAGAGCUUGUACAUGAUGUUAUGAAAUUCCAAAGUAAAAUAAUUUUAGAUAAUGAAAAUACAUUAAAAAAUGCGAAACAAAUAACAAAAAGAUUCUAUAAGGACUUGAAGGGUGUUGACAAUAUAUUUACUCAACACGUUCCACUGAUGAAGGAAUUAGUUGAAGAUUUGAUAAAAUCAAGAUUAAAAGAAGAACAAUACCCAUUCUUAAGUGACAUAAAUCAACCUACAAAAAAGUAUGAGGUGCAAGAUAUAAUUGUUUUUGUAAUUGGAGGUGUUACAUAUGAAGAAUCAAUGGCAAUAUACAAUCUGAACACAGCUAACCCACAGGUUAGGAUUAUAUUGGGUGGUAGUACGGUACACAAUUCCUCAAGUUUUUUAAAUGAAGUAAAAUUGGCUACAUUUGGAGUGAUAAAGAGCAGAGGUGGAUCUCGAAAAUUAUAA
Macrosiphum euphorbiae (potato aphid) is the source of this 1701-nucleotide messenger RNA. The record is from the annotation of a GenBank genome assembly. NCBI's taxonomy places the organism in Eukaryota, Metazoa, Arthropoda, Insecta, Hemiptera, Aphididae.